GAGCUAGUGAGACAAGACCAUGACAAGUCACUGGCCAGCUCAGCCGUGUUUGUGUUUCUCUUUUCUUAGCUCAGUGAGUACUGGGUAUGUGUCACCCUGCCAAAUCCCUGAUCACAAGUCUCCAUGAACUGGCGGUGAGCUGGGAUAAUAAAACCCCUGACAUCACCAUUCCAGAAGCUUCACAAGACUGCAUAUAUAAGGGGCUGGCUGUAGCUGCCGCUGAAGGAGCUGAGCAGCCAACGGACCCUACAUUCAUCUAGCCACCAUGGACAUCGCCAUCCACCACCCCUGGAUUCGUCGGCCCUUCUUCCCUUUCCACUCCCCCAGCCGCCUCUUUGACCAGUUCUUCGGGGAGCACCUGUUGGAGUCUGACCUCUUCUCAACUGCCACUUCGCUGAGUCCCUUCUACCUUCGGCCACCCUCCUUCCUUCGCGCCCCCAGCUGGAUUGACACUGGACUCUCAGAGAUGCGUAUGGAGAAGGACAGAUUCUCUGUCAACCUGGACGUGAAGCACUUCUCCCCAGAGGAACUGAAAGUCAAGGUGCUGGGAGAUGUGAUUGAAGUGCAUGGGAAGCACGAGGAACGCCAGGACGAACACGGAUUCAUCUCUAGGGAGUUCCACAGGAAGUACCGGAUCCCUGCUGAUGUGGAUCCUCUCACCAUUACUUCCUCCCUGUCAUCUGAUGGGGUCCUCACUGUGAAUGGACCAAGGAAACAGGCCUCUGGCCCUGAGCGUACCAUUCCCAUCACCCGUGAAGACAAGCCUGCUGUCACUGCGGCCCCUAAGAAGUAGACGCCCUUUCUCUCAUUGCGUUUUUUAAAACUCGAAAGUUUCCCAUCAGUGAAUGAAAAUCUGUGACUAGUGCUGAAGCUUAUUAAUGCUAAGGGCCGGCCCAGAUUAUUAAGCUAAUAAAAUAUCAUUCAGCAACAGA
Messenger RNA from Peromyscus californicus insignis, 932 nucleotides. It is a transcript of the gene Cryab, whose product is annotated as crystallin alpha B. Gene Ontology annotation, molecular function: protein folding chaperone; structural constituent of eye lens. The record is from RefSeq and is a predicted model, not a curated record. The transcript has 3 exons. Gene Ontology annotation, biological process: protein refolding; response to heat. NCBI's taxonomy places the organism in Eukaryota, Metazoa, Chordata, Mammalia, Rodentia, Cricetidae. Bases 266 to 793 code for a protein of 175 amino acids.